Messenger RNA from Owenia fusiformis, 1273 nucleotides. The record is from the annotation of a GenBank genome assembly. NCBI's taxonomy places the organism in Eukaryota, Metazoa, Annelida, Polychaeta, Sabellida, Oweniidae.
AUUGUGCUUCUCCACAGUUUAAUCGUCAACAUAUGAAUAUCUGAAAAUAUACUUGGAAGGUUAAUCAUUGUAAAGAGGCAGAUUUCGACAUGAGUUUUCUCCAUAAAUGUGCAAUUAUAACGGGCUCCAGUAAUGGAAUUGGGAAAGCCACCGCUCUUCUUCUGGCCUCUAGGGGAGCAAAUGUUCUGAUACAUGGGACAAAACAGGACGCGAUCAACUCUGUCGUCCAGCAAUGCAAACUGAGAGGGCGUGAAGGUGCAGUGUUCCCUAGUGUCAAAGGAUUGAUAGAAAAUGAGGAGACAUUGGCCAAUAUUGCCGAAACAGCUUCCAGUGAAUUUGGCCAACUUGAUGUUUUGAUAAAUAAUGCCAUAAGAUCAUCAUUUCAUGAUCUUCGAAAUGCUCCUAUUGCAGAUUUAGAUGCACACUUUGCAAUUAUUGUGAAAUCAGCAGUGAGGUUAAGCCAACUUUGCCUCCCUAACCUCACAAAAUGCAAAGGCAACAUUGUUAAUAUAUCCAGUGUAGAGGCGCUGCGCCCGACAGAUUUAAGACAUUCAUUCUAUGCUAUCAGCAAAGCUGCUUUGAACAUGUUCACCCAAUGUGCAGCCUUAGAAUUCGCAGAUGAUGGAGUGCGUGUCAAUGCAGUUUGUCCAGGUGCUACACGAACCGAAAUACUCGAAAAUAUGGGGAUGACAAAUGAAGAAGAGAUUAAUGAACUUUGGAGUAUGUUUGCUAAAAUUGUACCAGUUAAACGUGUUGCUACUGCGGAAGAGAUUGCUGGAUUUAUUGUAUAUAUUGCAUCAUCCGAGGCAGCCAUGAUUAACGGUCAGUGUAUCGCACAUGAUGGAGGGCUGACCCUUAUUGGACUUCAAAAACAUGUCAUUGAAAAGGCUUCAAAGUGAAUACUUUUACAACAAACUAUUUUUAUUAAUCAAUGGCACUUUGUGUAUUAAAUAUUGAUACUUUGACUUUAUUAACUGAAUUUUGAAUUUCACUGGUGAUCCACUCGAUUACGCUGGUUACCGAAAUGGUUCGUUUCGGUAACAAAAUGUCGGAACAUCGAAGGUAUGAUUUUUCUUUUUUCCUUAUUUCACACGUUGUAGGCAGACUUCCCACGACAUUUUUUAUCACAAACGUACCAUUAUCAUGUUUAAGAAAAUGUACAUAUUUGCGAACAAGUAGUUCAGAAGACAACAGAAUCGUCGAUUUAAUUCCUCUUACAUAAACGGUAAGAUCUGCACUUUUAACCGAAAGCGUUUAUGUAACUUAAUUGAGG